This is a messenger RNA of Amorphotheca resinae ATCC 22711, 1998 nucleotides long. Its product is annotated as glycoside hydrolase family 15 protein. Gene Ontology annotation, biological process: carbohydrate metabolic process. The record is from RefSeq and is a predicted model, not a curated record. Gene Ontology annotation, molecular function: hydrolase activity, hydrolyzing O-glycosyl compounds. The transcript is spliced from 5 exons. Lineage: Eukaryota; Fungi; Ascomycota; Leotiomycetes; Helotiales; Amorphothecaceae. The coding region runs from base 1 to 1998 and encodes 665 amino acids.
AUGCAGUCCAAUUGCCGUCGCGCCACUGGCUAUUUGCCAAUCGAGAACUAUGGAUUGAUCGGAAAUAUGCAUACUUGCGCAAUGGUGGGUAUCGAUGGGAGUGUGGACUACAUGUGUUGGCCAAACUUCGAUUCUCCUUCGGUCUUCUGCAGACUACUUGACAAAGACAAAGGCGGUCACUUUAGUAUCUCUCCCCCGCCGCACAUCACCUGCACCACAAAGCAACAAUAUCUCCCUUCCUCCAAUCUCUUACAGACACGCUAUAUUCAUGAAGAUGGCGUUGUCGAUCUCGUCGAUUUCUUCCCUCGCCCCAAGAGCGACCAUGUCAUAGCCAAGAGUACCCAGCAGAUGUCCUUUCGGGAAGCCGUCACAGUACAAGCUGAGCUGAAGAAGUGGCUGGUGAGACGGGUUGAAUGUAUCCGUGGAAAGGUCAACCUAGAUGUGGAGAUCUUUCCCUCCUUCGAUUAUGCCCGUGCCGCACAUACUGUGAACAUCCUGCACCGGACCAUGGGAGAAAGCAAGGCCGUCACAUUUUGGAGCAAUGAUGUACACCUACAGGUGGAUGUGACUAUUGAUCAUGGCGAGGAUGAUGCAGAAUCAUGCCCCACAGUUAUAUUCAGGAAAGAGAAGAGAGAGCAUAUGCUCGGGGAGGGCGUAGUGGCAAACAUCCAUCUUGAAGAGGGUCAAGCCAUUUCGUUCGUCAUUCGAGAGGAUCUGCCAAAUCAUAUCACGCCAGUUAUCAAAACAGAAACCCUCGAUCAACAGCAACAUGACACACAAUCGUUCUGGCUUAACUGGAUAUCAAAGAGCAAAUACAAGGGCCGUUGGAGAGAGGUUGUUGAUAGAAGCUUGCUGGUAUUGAAGCUACUAACCUUUGAACCGACGGGUGCAAUUAUAGCUGCUCCUACUUUCUCCAUACCAGAGGCUAUUGGCGGAGUCCGGAACUGGGACUACCGAUAUUCCUGGAUUCGAGAUUCAAGCUUUACUAUCUACAUUCUUCUUCGAGUGGGCUUCACCGAAGAGGCGGAUGCGUACAUGUCGUUCAUAACUGAUCGACUCCGUAAGUCGCGAUCUACUGAAGGAGCGCUCCCAAUCAUGUCUACAAUCCACGGUGGGACCGAUAUUCCUGAGAUAGAACUCAGCCAUCUUGACGGAUAUCGAGGCUCGAAGCCUGUCCGCAUCGGCAACGGCGCCGCACACCAUCAACAAUUCGAUAUUUACGGAGAGCUCAUGGAUUCUAUCUACUUGUAUAACAAGUAUGGCAAGCCAGUAACGUGGGAUCAAUGGGUUGCCGUCCGAGAGGUCCUUGACUAUGUUUUGACCAUCUGGAAAGAACCCGACAUGUCCAUCUGGGAGGUCCGCAACAAGAAGCAAAACUUCAUCUACUCAAAAAUCAUGCUCUGGGUAGCCUUUGAUCGGGGUCUUCGCCUCGCAGAUAAGCGAUGUCUCCCUUGUCCUAACCGCAGUACGUGGCUCAGCACGAGGGACGAAAUUUACGAGGAGAUCAUGAAUAAAGGUUACAGCGAGGACUUUGAAUGCUUCAUUCAAAGCUACGAAAGCGGCGAUGUUCUAGACUCUAGCAUACUGAUAGCCCCACUCGUCUUCUUCAUUGCACCAAAUGAUCCCCGCUUUCUCCGCACGGUCGACCGUAUUCUCCUUUCUCCAGAAAAAGGAGGUCUCACCUCCACCGGCCUUGUAUACCGCUACAACAGCGCGCUCUCCGAGGAUGGAGUUGGUGGUCGCGAAGGGGCCUUUUCGAUGUGCACAUUCUGGCUCGUCGAGGCGCUGACAAGAGCUGGUCUGCAUGAACCAAAAUAUAUCGUCAAAGCGGUCAAUAUUUUUGAAAAUAUGCUAAGUUUUGGAAACCACCUUGGGGUCUUUUCUGAAGAGAUCGCAAGGAGUGGCGAGCAGCUGGGGAAUACGCCGCAGGCUUUUAGUCAUCUUGCUCUAGUCUCAGCUGCAUUCAACUUGGAUAGGGCGACAUCGGCCAAACGAUGA